Molecule: messenger RNA, 1902 nt
Organism: Mucor velutinosus
Lineage: Eukaryota; Fungi; Mucoromycota; Mucoromycetes; Mucorales; Mucoraceae
Exons: 3
Coding region: 1-1902 (633 amino acids)
Biological process (GO): regulation of DNA-templated transcription
Cellular component (GO): nucleus
Molecular function (GO): DNA-binding transcription factor activity, RNA polymerase II-specific; zinc ion binding
Source: RefSeq, a predicted model, not a curated record
AUGAACAAAAAGAUUCCAUGCCAAUAUUGCCGACAGAGACGACGCAAAUGCGAGAGAUUAAGCCAAAAUGAAGCUUGUCAGCGCUGCUUACAGACCAACAGAAAAUGCACAACGCAAUACAUUUACGUGCAGGACGAAUUACUAGCAGAGGACAAGGAAGAGAGAGAGAACUCACUGGAGCUUUACCAACAAGUGAGGCAUUUGGAAAAACAGAUUCAAUCACUCGAGACAAGUCUACAUCAAGAAAAAGCCCUAAUACAAGAACCAAAGUGGGACCUCCAGAUAGUCAACGGAGAGCUGCGACUAGCAACAGAAAUCAAAAGCCUGGAGGAACUGAUGAUGUAUGGAAAAUCAGCGAUUCGAUACCUAUCGCCAUUUGGAGACACAUUUCGAGCGAAAACGAUUGUUCUUCAUCAACACAUGCACACAAGUCUUGUCAAGAAUGCCAUGCAAAUCAUUGCAAGGUCAUUCCAGCAUUCGGAUGAUCCAGAAUCCACAUCUUCACCAAAAGCCAUCUCAAAGCGAUUUUCAACAGGAGUUACAGCUUUUCUAGAACCUCAGUUCUUUAUCGAGCGUUUGAUUGCCAACUUCUUUUCCUGCUUCAACGACAUUGUAUCCAUAUUGCAUGAACCUUCUUUUAUGGAGCAUUUUCAUACGCUGCAAGAUCCAAUGCAAGACCCUCUUGUAUUGGCCAUAUGCACCUGCUCUGCUAUAUCAACAUGCAAGCACAACUUUUUUAAUUCGCAUGAAAAGCGGUAUUUUAGCGAAUACUUUUAUGAUCUGACCAUGGAGAAGCUCGUGGACAUGUUUGACGAUCCUGGAAAGGCAUUGGAAUCGGUCUUGGUAAUACAUUUACUAAUCCCUUUUAUGGUGACCACAUCAAGAGUUGCGGACUCGUUCAAAUGGUCUUCUAUGGCCAUGUUGCUGUGUGAUGGCCUACAGAAAGAAUACCCAGAUUUUGCAAAGGGCGGCCCACACCUACCAAGAAUGACAAGGAUAAAGUACUCUAUCAUCCAUCGAAACAGCGUAUUGCCAUUUAGAGAUUUCAUUACUUGCGAUGAGCGUACCUUGAUCAAACAACAAAAUAUACCCAUCGACAUCUUGCCUGACGAGCCAGAAAAGACAAGGAACAUUUUCAAAGUGUUUAAUCUCAUCUUGAGUCUAUCCACACAUCCUGCUUUUGUUGCCGUGGUAACACAGGCAAGACAAGUGUCAACAAGCGAUAAUUCAGCAGUAAUUGAAAUGAAUCUCGAGGACAUUAUACGAUACGAGGAUACAAUACGUGCAUGGUGGUGUCAUUUGCCACAAGACGUCAAGAUUUGCAACAAUCCAUUUACCCUGACCAAAGACAUGGUUGAAAGAGAGAUCAAUGCAUGCAAAAUCACAAUGGCGUCCUACGUUCAUGUUACAACAAUAAAGAUUCAAGCCUGCCUUAUACAACCAAAAUCAAGAAAAGCUCGCGCACUUGGUGACAUGGACAACAUUGUUAGUGAUAAAGCAAUUCAACUCGUGCUGCAUUCAAUCGACAUGUGCUUUCAUCUGAUGAACCAGUUGGAGAAAAUUGACUCCUUUUGCUACUCAUCUACCAAAAUACUCGUGCGUUGCAUCGAUACCCUGAUGAUUCUACUGCAAGUGGAAGAUGAAAAAAUCACGGCCAUGGCGCAAUCAAGACUAAAUGACCACAUGCAUGCGCUGACUAGACGGGUGUCACCCGAUCAUCGAGUAACGACAUCGGCAUCCCCUUUCUCAAUGCUUACUGUUGCACCACCUGGACCAACGCCAUCAGUUACUGAGCUGUAUAAAAACUAUCCGUUGCCGCGAGAAGCUUUGAUAUUUGAUAUUGUGCGAACUAUUGUGGAGCAAAAUGCAAGAAAUAUAGAGGCGUUAAAUACAUUGUCAUAA